Messenger RNA from Jatropha curcas, 2850 nucleotides. RefSeq names its product TPX2 (targeting protein for Xklp2) protein family. NCBI's taxonomy places the organism in Eukaryota, Viridiplantae, Streptophyta, Magnoliopsida, Malpighiales, Euphorbiaceae. The record is from RefSeq and is a predicted model, not a curated record.
UGUUUACUGUUAAUUGAAUGUCCUGAUCAAAAUAAGACAAGAAAAAAAUUACAAAAAAGAAAAAAAAGAGGAAGGAAGGAGAAGCAGCACAUGAUGGCUUUGAUUAACCUUUUUUUAAGCAAUCCCCAUUUUGAUUAGAUUCACACGUUGUUUAAUUUUUUUUUUUUUUAAGUCACUAAACAGUACAUUCACACCAAACAGAGAAAGUUAUCAUUUCCUUUGAAGAAAGAGAUCUCUGUCACUGGUAGACAGACACAGAGAGAGAGAGAGAGAGAGAGGGAGAGAGAUCUGUAAGUAGGGAGGUGUUUGGUGUUUGGCAUUUACUCUUAAUACACGCGAUUCCUUUAUUUCAUUCUCUCAGAAGCAUUUUUUUUUCUUUCUUUGCUUCUCUUUCUAUUUUCAUUAUAAGGAAAAGAACUGUUCUGUCUCUUUCAUUGGCGGCGAAGAGGUUUUGGACAGAGCUAUUCUGGAGUCAGUUUGGAUCUCUGCUGGAAGUAUCAGUGAAUUUUUUCGUGUUCUAUUUCUGCAAAUGCCUGCUUAAGGUGAUUGGGAGUGGUUUAGCGCUUGAUUUGGUCAAGUAUGGCGGGAGAGUUUGAGGAACCUUAUAACGUUAGUUUUCAGACAGAUUCUUUGCACUCUGGCUCUAUAUCAUUUGGAAGAUUUGAAAGUGAAAACUUGUCAUGGGAAAGGAGGUCGUCUUUCUCUCACAAUAGAUACCUUGAAGAGGUUGAGAAAUACUCAAGACCAGGUUCAGUUACUGAGAAAAAGGCUUAUUUUGAAGCCCAUUUCAAGAAAAAGGGUAUGAGGCUACCAGAUUCCUUGGAGGGCCAAAGUGGGAGAGAAUACCAAAGUGAAAAUGAUGCCUUUGAAGAUGUGGGUUACAGAGAAGAUGAUAAUGUCAUUGAAAGUAGCAAUUAUGAUCACUCUGAUGAGGAUGUGCUUGAGAAUGCUGACUAUACAGAAUAUGAUGGAUAUGCUGGAGGUCAAUUUGAUCAUGCAAACAAUAGCAGCCAAUAUGCAAACUUUGAUGAGAGCCCUGAUGGUUCAGAGUAUCCUGGAGAAUAUGAGAGAAUGGAAUAUGAAAGAGAAGAUCCUGAUGUUUUGUCUUCUGAAUCUCAAAUAGAACCUGCUUCAGACAAUGUUUUGGUAGAAUGUGUACUUGAAAAUGUUAUACCACAGGAAGCUCAUCAAACUGAAACUAGAUCUAACAAUAAUGAUAGACGAGAAAUAGAAGUAAGCAAGAACCUGAAUGGCAUUACUGCUAAUGGGGAAGAAUCAAUAUCCAUUGACGCAUCCCAAAAGAGCGAAAAGGCUAGGAUUGAUCAAACAACUACAGUUCCUCAGCAUAAUCUUUCUCCAAAGUUAAGAGCUGCAAUAGGGAGUAAAUAUAUAAAGCGUGGAUUGAAGUCUCAAGUUAAUAGCAGCCAAUUCAAGAGAAGCAAUUAUAAUGAUGCAUCAAAAACUGUUGCAAAGAAGCAGAAUAGAAGGGACAGAGAAAGUUCGCAAAGAAUGAAAUCAGAAAAUGAGUUGCCGCAAGCUGCCAUUCCAACUAGACGUUCGCUGCUUAGAACUCCAAAAAGAGAGGAUUCUGAAGGUUAUAAUUCAAGAUCAAAUCUUGCAAAUAAGAGUGAAAAAGAACCAAAGUUAAAGAAAGUAGUUGAAUCUCAACCUUCUGGAUCAAAGAAAGUUGAACCAAGAACAACUCAGAAUGCAAACAGGCUUAAGCAGACUGCUAGCUCAGCUAAGGCAGACACAAGGAGGACUACUGCAGCUUUCAAUUUCAAAAGUCAUGAACGAGCAGAAAGGAGGAAAGAGUUCUAUAUGAAGUUAGAAGAAAAAAUGCAUGCUAAGGAGGCUGAGAUGAAUCAGAUUCAAGCGCGGACACAAGAAAAGACUGAGGCUGAAAUUAAACAAUUGCGGAAAAGCCUUAAUUUCAAAGCAACUCCUAUGCCUUCUUUCUACAACAGUGCUGCAUCACCAGGUUCCAGUGGAAACAAGGCCACAUCAUCUAAAACCAAGCUAGCUAAAGUACAUCAGAAGUCACCUAGUCCAGGGAGUAGAGGUGCUACAAGAUCACAAUUGCUUUCUAAGUCAGGACAUAACAAUGCUGACUCUAAUGUUGAGUCCUUUGGGACAACUGAUUGCCAUGUGAUAGAGCCUCGUGAAGCUGGUGAAACUUUACCAGCGAACAUCGAAGCUGUAAUGAAAAAUAGUGGCACUGGGAAGGAGUCAGAGAAGGUGAAGGAAUCUAGUCUGCAAAGACAUAGAAUGUCAGAGAACAGUAAAGUGUCAAAAGAUCAGAGAGUUGAAGGUAAGCUGAAAAUGGGAAACCGGAGAAACAGCAGUGAGAUGGUGCGGAAAAACAUUGAAGGUGUUGGAAUUGGCAGCAGUUCAGGAAUGGGCGGUGUAGCCGUCGGUGUCGCCUCCUAAACGGAGUUGUGAUGACUAUCGGCUAAAAGAUUCUAUAACAGUUGCCGAUGAUGAGCAGAAGCACAAAGCAAAUGGCAGCUGGAUCAGGCAGUGUUCUACAAAAAUCUCUAAUCAUUGCAAUUAUACCGUGUGGAGUGGAGAUAGCAUUUCCUAUGUCAUUGCUUGAUUAGGUAAUGAAAAUGGUGAAUUCUUGAAGAGUGCUCUUGCGAGGCCGUAUACCAAAACACCAACAGGAGUUUAGUCUAUAAUCUGUAAUGAAACCAGUUAUUAAUAUAAUCCCAUAAUAAAAGUAUGUUGCUUGCCUCCUAUAAAAGACUGAAGGUAAGCGAACGAUGCCUUUUUUUUUGUGUGUGUAAAAGAUCGUGUAAUUUAUUUGAAUUUCAUAAAUGAAGACAGAAAACAUUAUUUAGGUUUCUGUAA